AUGGGAAAUGAUGUGGAGAGUAUUAUGAUUCGGGCCGAUCCGGGAGCAAGUAAAAGUCGUGCUGGUACACUUAAGACGAGACGAUCAUACAAUUAUAGAGUUGUCAUGGUGAAGAAUGGAGUGGAAUUAGAUAUGAGAGGCCGUUGUUCUGCUGGUCAGAAAGUUUUAGCCUCCAUUAUUAUUCGUUUGGCAUUGGCUGAGUGUUUCGGCUUGAACUUUGGAAUGAUUACCUUAGAUGAGCCUACAACAAACUUGGAUGAAGAGAAUAUUGAAAGUUUGGCUAAGGCCCUAAAUAAAAUCAUUGAGAUGAGGUCGGUACAGAGUAAUUUCCAGUUAAUAGUGAUCACACAUGAUGAGAAGUUUUUGCGGUAUAUGAAUGCAGUUGAGUUCACCGAUCAUUAUUUUAAGGUUGUACGGGAUGAAAGAUUGCAUUCGACAAUUAACAAAGUGAAGAUCAACACACUAGAAUGA
Brettanomyces bruxellensis is the source of this 471-nucleotide messenger RNA. It is a transcript of the gene RAD50, whose product is annotated as DNA repair protein rad50. The record is from RefSeq and is a predicted model, not a curated record. Gene Ontology annotation, biological process: double-strand break repair; telomere maintenance via telomerase; chromosome organization involved in meiotic cell cycle. The coding region runs from base 1 to 471 and encodes 156 amino acids. Gene Ontology annotation, cellular component: Mre11 complex; condensed nuclear chromosome. The transcript has a single exon. NCBI's taxonomy places the organism in Eukaryota, Fungi, Ascomycota, Pichiomycetes, Pichiales, Pichiaceae. Gene Ontology annotation, molecular function: G-quadruplex DNA binding; double-stranded telomeric DNA binding; single-stranded telomeric DNA binding.